Molecule: messenger RNA, 2003 nt
Organism: Mobula hypostoma (lesser devil ray)
Lineage: Eukaryota; Metazoa; Chordata; Chondrichthyes; Myliobatiformes; Myliobatidae
Product: protein HEXIM1-like
Exons: 1
Coding region: 173-1126 (317 amino acids)
Biological process (GO): negative regulation of transcription by RNA polymerase II; negative regulation of cyclin-dependent protein serine/threonine kinase activity
Cellular component (GO): cytoplasm; nucleus; nucleoplasm
Molecular function (GO): 7SK snRNA binding; cyclin-dependent protein serine/threonine kinase inhibitor activity
Source: RefSeq, a predicted model, not a curated record
UGGUAUAUAAAGGCCUCCUCAAGCAACAGAAGCAGCAGUUGAGGAGUGAAGGGCUAGCGAGGUGUAUGUGAGAUUGCGACUUAGAGGAGAGUGGACUCGUUAGUUGGUGCUUCAUAUUUUCCUUUAUUUUAUGUAUGAAAGACAACAACCUCUCGCUUGGCGCUGAGUGACUAUGAGUGGGCCAGUGAUUUCUGCGGCAACUGAUAACCUGAUGGCCCGGAUCGGGGAGGGAGAGCGGAGUCAGAGUUCAGGUGGACAGCCGCUGAAUCUGGCACAUCGGUCACCAACCGUUGGCCCUGGCGUCGUGCCGGAGAUGCAGGCCGAUCCAAGCCGUGACAGCAGAGGGCGAGCGCCGCUCGAGCGCGCAAGUGACGCCGAGACUGAGCUCGUCGUCCCAGUGCGAGGAGGCGGUAGCAGCGGCGAAGGAGGAGGAACUCCAGCCAUGGUAGGAGGAGGAGGGGGAGGAGGCAGCAGCGGAGGAGGUGGUGGCAAGAGGAGGCACCGGAGGCGACCGUCCAAGAAGAAGCGUCGCUGGAAGCCCUACUUCAAGCUAUCUUGGGAGGAGAAGAAACAGCUGGAUGAGAGGGAGAGCGUACGGGCGGCCAAGACCCGGGCCGAGAUGUUCGCGAAAGGUUUCACCGUGGCUCCCUACAACACCACCCAGUUCCUCAUGGAGGAACACAACCAAGAGGAGCCCGACCUCAACACCGGCGUCUGCCCUAAACGUGUCAACAAGUCGGAUGAGACGAGCGAGGAGGAAGAGCUGGAUGAGGAGGAUCAGGACAGCGGCAGCGAUGGCAUGGGAGGCAACGGCAGCGAAUUCCUGCAGAGAGACUUCUCCGAAACUUACGAGAAGUAUCACGCAGAGAGCCUGCAGAAUAUGACCAAGCAGGAGCUGAUUCGGGAAUACCUGGAGCUGGAGAAGUGCCUGUCCAGGCUGGAAGAUGAGAACAACCGGCUGCGGUGCCGCUUGGAAGGGAAGAAAGUGGCCCGGGGUAACGAGGUGAUGGAAAACAAGAUCAGAGAACUGGAAGGAGAGAUUGAGAGACUGAGAGCCGAAAACCUCGAGCUCCAGGAAGAAAACGAACAGUAUAAACGGAAAAAUAGACUGUCGGAAAAUGAUUAAAACGUGAACUCGGGUUACAAAUCUAAAAACGAAGACCAUAUUUUUAGUCUGUACAAAUUCUAGAUUUGUUUUGGAUUCUGUUUAUUUGACACGAUCUAAUUGGCUUAUUUUGAAAUUUGGGUUAGGAUAACUUUUUCCCCUUUUUACAUUUUUAGCAUCUGCCUUUGCAGAAAGUUGGAAAUAACUUUUAACUUGUGUUUUAUACAAGUCUUCCCCCAGCCACAUUUUGCUACGUGUGUAAUCUGAACCAAACUAUAGGCAGGUAGAGGAGAUGAAUUCUCUACACUUUUUAAUAAAAUGGGUUUUAUUUUGGGGAUGUGAUUUUUUUUUAAACCAGUAUGUUGAGUUGCUUUCUGUCAGUUUAUUGUAAACGUGAUUUUUCUGAAAUGUUGCCAAAUGUAUAAUGCCUAUGGUACCCAAUCUUCUGUUUAGAGGAAGAUCUGUCCAAACCAUUAAAUUAUGGCUAUUCAAAAAAAAAUGCAUGAAUUUUCAACGGCUGUUAUAAACCAGUGGGUAGUGAUCCCUCUAAUUGUGGAUUUUAUCACUUUUUAAUAUUUGACUGUACUAUUCAAUUGAUCAGGAGCAUUGACUAAUCCUGUUAGUGUUUUUCUUUUGUAAAAGCCCUUAAAUGUGUAACUUUGUGUAUUGAUCCAAUUUUUUCUCAAAUUGUUCCAUUUAUUGUGGGAAUUAUAUGGGGCAAACCAAACUAGCAAGUAACAAAUGUUACUAUGUUUCAAAUUUCUGUUAUAAAAUGUGGCAACAACAUCUUGGCUGUACUUCUCAAGGAAAAACUUGGGUAUUAAGAUUGAGGUGAAAUUUGUUUUAAAAAAAAAAUAAAUGUACCUUUUACAUGGCACUAAAUAAAAACAUAAAAUUA